AUGGAAUGCAUUAUUUGGAAUUCAACGUUGAAAAUAUUCUCACGCCUGCAGAAAAUUCCCAUGAAAGACUUUGCCGCCGAGAUAAGAGCGCAUCUGGAUGUUGAACAGUUCCUCAGUCAGGCUCAGCUGAUGUUGGACGUGCAAGAAAACGACUUGAAACAGAUCCUCAACGAGAUGCUACAUCACUUGAUGGACCACGAAGAGAGCGUCAGUGCGUUCCAGGAAGCCAGCAGGGCCCUCUUCACCGACGCCACGGGUCAGUUAGGCUUCAUCGGUCUGUCGAAAUCCAUCCAAUGCACGUGCAGCUCCUACGGCGGUUCAUACGAUUACGACCAGUCCUGGAUUUGCGUUCUCUGCACUGCGGCCACCGUACAGAAGCGACACGUGGCGAUCGCCCGUCUCAGAAGUCCUGCCAAUUUGGGACGAACUUGUCAGGAAGUCUGGUUCAUCAUCAUGGUUGUCACAUCCACUAAAGAGGCAUUUAUUAACAUCAAAGGUACAAAGAAUGCAUUGGAGACUGGUCGAACAUUUGCCACAUUAUUUGCCGAUAUUGAUCUUCGACUGCGCUUGCUAGGGGCUCGAACCGAGCAGGAGUUCAAGCAGGUCAUGUGGGAACACAUGAAGGAACUGGCCGAGGAACAGUGCGAGGACAACAGCAAGAGAAAAAUGUCUGGAGAUUCAAACUGCAAAAUGGUCGACCCGCAGGUGCAAAACUCGUCCCGAAUGUGCUGGAUAGGUAGGGGCAUCAGGGAGGACCUGAAGAGGAGGCUUCCUCACUAUCUCUCGGAUUUCAAAGACGGAUUUGUCGGUCAGAACACCUUACACAAAACAGUAUCAACCACUUUCUUCCUCUACUUUGCUUGCAUCCUUCCAGCCAUUGCCCUUGGAGUAUUAAACUAUAACAAUACCAGUGGAAAAAUUGAUGUGACAAAAGCAAUAUACUCGCAAACUAUCGGUGGGUUGUUUUUUGCGCUAAUGGGCGGACAACCGAUGGUCAUAUUGCUUACGACGGCUCCACUAGCUCUCUACACUAAAGUAAUCUACAACAUAUGCCAAGAAUGGGGAUUAGAUUUCAUGUCCAUGUUUGCCUGCAUCGGCCUGUGGAAUUCGUUUUUCUUGCUUAUCUACGCUUUCACAGACGCCAGCAAACUUAUGAAGUGGUGUACCAGAUCCACUGAAGAAAUAUUUGCCAUAUUUAUAUCUUUGGCGUUUGCUUUUGACGCCUUCAAGGACGUUGUAUCAGACUUCCACGAAAAUUACAACUCGAAGGCAUGCCUGCAGUCCUCUUCUUCAUCAUCUUAUUACCACACGCUGACCAACGACUCCAUCAUAACCAAUGCAAUACAAUCUGCUCUAACAUCAUCACUGUCAUCAUCCUCAUCGCCGCUGUCUCUCUUCUCAGAAAACAGUCUCUUGUACUUGCUACUGAUGCUUGGAACAGUGUGGCUAGGCCUCUCUCUGUACAACUUCACAAAAACUCCGUUUUUAAAUGCAAGUAAGCGUGAGUUGCUAGCUGACUGUGCUCUACCAGUUUCCGUCAUCCUCAUGUCUUUCUUUGGUUCAUACGUUUUUAGGGAAGUCAACUUGAAAAAAUUUCAAGUAAUCGAUAAAGGAGAUUUGUUCAAAUUGCCGAGAGACAUGCUAAACUUAACUAUGGCAUUAGGGUUUUGCUUGUCUUUGUUAUUUUUUAUGGAUCAGAACACAGCGAGUGCCAUUGUUAACAGUCCAGAUAACAGACUCAAAAAAGGCCCGGCUUACCACUGGGAUCUAGUAGUUAUAGCGAUAAUAAACGCCAUAUUGAGCUUUCUAGGUCUUCCAAUGGUUCACGGAGCUCUGCCACACUCUCCGUUGCAUGUCAGAGCCAUGGCAGACAAGGAGGACAGAGUGUAUCAAGGGCGUGUCCACUUAAAGAUUGUGAGCGUACGAGAAACACGGGUUACAGGAAUAUUAUCUCACAUACUCAUAGGGCUUUCGGUUCAUUUUAUAGACAAGUUGCAAAGUAUACCAAGGCCGGUGUUGGAUGGUUUAUUUUUAUAUCUAGCAAUCACUGCCCUCCACAGCAAUCAAAUGUUUGAAAGAAUUAUGCUACUUCUGACUGAACAGGCGGCUUACCCACCAAACCACUACAUAAGAACAGUUCCACAAAGAAAGAUACAUCUAUUCACAUUUAUACAACUAUUGCAGUUGGCCAUCUUAUGUGGAUUUGGAUUUGCUCCAGUGACUUAUCUGAAAAUGGUCUUUCCUAUUCUGCAUUUAGUCAUGCUCCCGAUAAGGCAUAAAGUAGUUCCACACUUGUUCGAACGAAAAUUUCUUCAAUCAUUGGAUGGCCAUUGA
Messenger RNA from Helobdella robusta, 2334 nucleotides. RefSeq lists its product as hypothetical. Gene Ontology annotation, cellular component: basolateral plasma membrane; plasma membrane. Gene Ontology annotation, biological process: transmembrane transport; monoatomic anion transport; monoatomic ion homeostasis. Bases 1 to 2334 code for a protein of 777 amino acids. Lineage: Eukaryota; Metazoa; Annelida; Clitellata; Rhynchobdellida; Glossiphoniidae. The record is from RefSeq and is a predicted model, not a curated record. Gene Ontology annotation, molecular function: solute:inorganic anion antiporter activity. The transcript is spliced from 19 exons.